AUGGCUGCACCUCCAACAAAGCAGUGGGGAGUCACCCCCCCAAUUUCAACAGUUCUACCAACCCAAUCGGAGCUUACGGAGAACGACAAUCUGAUCGCGGAGCUCAAGCAACAAAACAAUUUCGAGGCGCCAGCUGAAACGGAAAGAAGAAAGCAAUCCCUACAUCUUAUCCAACGCGUCACAAUCGAGUUCGUCAGGGUUGUUGGUCGCAAAAAAGGGUUAUCACAAGCCGCAAUUGAUGUUGCUGGAGGGAAAAUAUUUACAUUUGGCAGUUAUAGGCUCGGUGUAUACGGACCAGGUUCUGAUAUUGACACAUUAGUUGUCGGCCCAAAACAUGUGGCGAUAGAAGAUUUUUUUGCAGAUUUCCCCCCGAUUCUAGAGCAAAUGGCACCCAAAGGUUCGAUAGAAAAGCUAACACCUGUCCCGGACGCCUUCGUCCCAAUUAUCAAGUUAGAGCUUUCCGGCAUUAGCAUCGAUCUCAUAUUCGCACGCCUCGUGGUGCACUCAGUUCCUUUGGGCCUUGACUUGAAAAAUAAAGAGUUGCUCCGCGGCCUGGAUGAGCGAGAAAUACGCUGUGUUAAUGGUACUCGUGUAACAGACGAAAUUCUUGAACUCGUUCCUCAACAGAAGACCUUUCGCCUUGCUUUGAGAGCUAUUAAACUUUGGGCGCAAAGUGGCGUUGCAUGGGCCAUGUUGGUUGCACGUGUAUGUCAAUUGUAUCCCCAGGCCACCGGCUCAGUUGUUGUCGGGAAAUUUUUUCGUAUCAUGAAUCAAUGGGGUUGGCCACAACCUGUGUUAUUGAAACCAAUCGAAGACGGACCGCUCCACAUGAAAAUCUGGAACCCGAAGAUCUACCACGGAGAUAGAUUCCAUCUCAUGCCAAUCAUCACUCCCGCCUACCCGUCGAUGUGCGCGACACAUAACAUCUCAUUAUCUACCAAAGCGGUUAUCCUCCGCGAACUCAAGCGUGGUGGUGAUAUUGUUGAUAAGAUCUUCUUAGGUCAGCACCGGUGGAAUGAUUUGUUCGGCAAGCAUACUUUCUUUUCAAAAGACUAUAAAUAUUACCUUAGCAUAACCGCAUCGAGUUCGACAAAAGAAGCAGAGUCUGUCUGGUCAGGCCUAGUGGAAUCAAAGCUUCGACACCUAGUCCUUGCUCUGGACAGAAAAUCGUCAUUUGAGAUCGCGCAUCCAUUUCCAAAGGGGUUCGAAAGAGUACAUAACUGUAAGGAUGAAAAGGAAGCUGAAAUCGUGAAGAGUGGCUCGACUCAGUUCCAAGUAAAAGGCAUCAAAACAGCAACGACUGAUGAGACUAACGACCCUGUACAUGUGGCUGCUACCGAAAAUGAAAGAGGUGCAAUUCACAUGCCAGAAACUGGAGCAGUCAGUAGUAGCACUAUCUACACUACUACAUACUACAUUGGGCUUGAGCUAAAGCCGCUAGCACCAGGUAUGCCAUUUUCAUCCUUCAACGUGAUAAGCUGA
Molecule: messenger RNA, 1482 nt
Organism: Ophidiomyces ophidiicola
Lineage: Eukaryota; Fungi; Ascomycota; Eurotiomycetes; Onygenales; Onygenaceae
Gene: PAP1
Product: polynucleotide adenylyltransferase
Exons: 5
Coding region: 1-1482 (493 amino acids)
Cellular component (GO): nucleus
Molecular function (GO): RNA binding; poly(A) RNA polymerase activity
Source: RefSeq, a predicted model, not a curated record